AUAACAAAGGCGUUAGGGGAUUUCCAGUGUUCUAAUUGUCUAAAAUAAUGCAAUCCUUGUUUUUCCAGGUUUUUAAGGGAGCCUAUUGUGAAUAGGAAGGUUUCUUCUGAUUGUUGACUGGGAAGUGAUUUUAGUUGACAUGUCAGUUUUGGAUUCCUGUAGAAUAAGGGGAAGAGAACAGACAGUAAUGGAGUAUAUGAGUACCGGUAGUGAAAAUAAGGAAGAUAUUAACUUACUGCUGACAGAUUUAAAUAUGUCUGAAGUAAUUGACAUCAUGGAGAACCUUUAUCCCAAUGGUGACCUGACAGUCUACAAAGACAGCCUCAUUGCUCUGCAUCCAGAAAAGAACAAAAAUGAGGAACGGACUGAAUCUCUGCUGUUCAGCCGAAGAGAAGUUUCUUUGCUGUCGUGCGUUAAGUAUGGGACUGUGGAAGACUUGCUUGCUUUCUCCAAUCAGGUGUCAAACACCGCAAAGCAGUUAUGCCGGCACAGGAGACAAGAGUCUGGGAUCAUAUUAAAUAUGAUCAAACCUAAAAAUGGGCGCUAUAAGAUUGACUCGGACGUGCUCCUAUUUCCUUGGAAGCUAACGUACAGAAAUAUUGGGUCUGACUUCAUUCCACGGGGAGCUUUUGGGAAAGUAUACUUGGCACAGGAUACAGAAACCAAAAAGCGGAUGGCUUGCAAACUGGUCCCAGUGGAACAGUUCAAGCCAUCAGAUGUUGAAAUCCAAGCCUGCUUCCGCCAUGAAAAUAUUGCUGAACUUUAUGGAGCCAUCUUGUGGGACGAGACAAUCCAUCUCUUUAUGGAAGCAGGAGAAGGAGGCUCUAUCUUAGAAAAGGUGGAAAGUUGUGGGCCUUUGAGAGAAUUUGAAAUCAUCUGGCUGACAAAACAUAUCCUCAAAGGACUUGAGUUUCUUCACUCAAAGGGAGUUAUUCAUCAGGAUAUCAAACCAAGCAACAUUGUUUUCAUGUCAACCAAAGCAGUUUUAGUGGAUUUUGGACUCAGCGUUCAAAUGACGGAAGAUAUUUAUUAUCCCAAAGAACUUCGAGGAACAGAGAUUUACAUGAGCCCGGAAGUGAUUCUCUGCCGGGGCCACAGUACAAAAGCUGACAUCUACAGCCUGGGAGCAACCAUCAUCCACAUGCAAACUGGCAUCCCACCAUGGGUCAGUCGAUAUCCUCGUGCAGCCUAUCCCUCCUAUCUCUACAUAAUCCAUAAGCAAGCCCCACCCCUCGAGGACAUUGCUGAGGACUGCAGUGCUAGCAUGAGGAGCUUAUUGGAAGCUGCCCUGGAGAGGAACCCAAACCAGAGACCGUCGGCUACGGAACUGCUCAAGCACGAAGCCUUGCACCCACCCCGGGAGGAACAGCCUCGGUGUCAGAGUUUGGACUCGGCUCUUUUGGAACGAAAGAGGUUGCUGGAGAAGAACGAGUUGGAACUAUCAGAGAAUAUUUUGGAUUCUUCAAGUCUCGGGAUUACUGAGGAAUCAGAUCUGCUCAGGAGACAACGCUCAUUAUAUAUAGACCUUGGAGCAUUAGCCGGCUACUUUAACAUUGUCCGGGGACCAACAACACUAGAUUAUGAAUAGAUUUGCGGAUCUCUUGUGUUGAACUGAAGAGGGUAAUGUGUGUAGAGAGGUGGGGGAGAGAGAGACAGAGAGAAGCAUGAGAGCAUUAAUUGGCUGUGCUUGGAUUCCUUGAACUCUAGCAAUGUUCAAUGAACGUACUGAACAAGUUCCAUAGUUAUCUCUAACCACCGCCUGCUCCUGGUACACAGUUGUGUUUUUUAAUACAGCUGUACUGAGAACAAAUCCUCUAUUUGGAUUCUAUCAUCUGGCUUAGCUAAAAAGAUCUGAACUUUUGCAACCUGGAGUUGAACCUCUACUUGCCCAUUGUCAUCUUACUAAGUUUUGCUGGAUGAAGUGGUAGCAGAACAAAAGGGCAUCUUUUUGCAACUGCCCACUAGUUUUGCUGAUUGCUUGCUUUGGUUACCAAGAGAGACAGCUCCUUUUUUAAUAACAUUUUGGGGCUUCUCUUGUAUUCCUUGUCAUACUUUCUAACUCUCAGUGCUGCUGCAGUGAUCUCCUUUCUUUCAGGCUGAGAGCUUGGCAAAUUUAAGAAUUCUGUACAUAAGCUAAGAACUUUUUCAAGAAAACCUUAUAGAAUUCAUGAUCACCUAGUUUCCUAAUUAAUGGGUAUUAGUUUAUUAUGUCUGCUGGCUUUGAAGGGGGAAAAAACGCUAUUGUGACUUCAGAUGCAUCUCCUGUUUAAAGCUUUUAGGUGUGAAGCUGCUAAGACAGGGAAUUUUCAGAAUGCCUGCUCCCCAUGCUGGCUGCAAGGUUACAGAUAUUUUCCAUCAUGUAAUUCUUUGGCAUGAAUGGGAACUGUGCCAGAUCUUGAGAUAAAACUCUGUCAUGUGAAUUUAAAUUAACAUAAAGACUUAGUAACUGUAAUCAUAGGCUGUUUGAAUGUUAACAUGUUGUAUAAUGUCUGAUGACACAUGAAGGUGAGCUUAAUUUAUGGCUAUGGGACUACGUGUUGUUAAAAAUAGACAUGUAGUUAGGUGUCAUGAUUAUUUUAUAUUCCUAUGGAAAGAAAACCUCUCCUUGGGCUCUUGAAGAUGUUGAGUACAUUUAAAACAUAGUGUUUUGGAUGCUAGGAAAACUGGUUCAAGAACAUAGCUUUGUACAUCCUAUGGGAUGAAUAUAUAAACUUUUAUAAAACGAUGCAGUAGUUUAUUAAGCAUUUUUCUGAAAAAACAUACUAUGUAUGUUAUAAAUACAGUAAUUAACAAAAUCAUGGUUUAGAUUUUAUAUUUAAACAUCUUUGUAUGCACAGUGCAUUUGUAUUAAUUCCUUGAAGUCCUGAUUCCUGAAUCAGCUAUUUAAAAUAAUAAAUCUCUGUUAAACAUA
Messenger RNA from Candoia aspera, 2911 nucleotides. RefSeq names its product mitogen-activated protein kinase kinase kinase 8 (gene MAP3K8). Bases 140 to 1588 code for a protein of 482 amino acids. The transcript has 8 exons. The record is from RefSeq and is a predicted model, not a curated record. NCBI's taxonomy places the organism in Eukaryota, Metazoa, Chordata, Lepidosauria, Squamata, Candoiidae. Gene Ontology annotation, molecular function: protein kinase activity; ATP binding. Gene Ontology annotation, biological process: protein phosphorylation.